UUGUGUUGGUAGCUAGAGGGGAUAUGAAUUCAUGUUUUUCUAAAGUAAUAAGAGAAAAGAGCCAAGCUUACUUAAAAAGUUAUCUUGAAAAAAGAAAUUUUCAGCACCUGUUGUUAAGCUCAACUGAAGCAGUAGAAGAAGCUUCUGAAUCCGCUGAUUCUGAAGUGGCUGCCGAUAAUUUGAGCUUAAGUUUUGACAGCAAGACUUAUUUGUCCGAUUAUACUGAUAAACCUCAUAAGGAAUCUUUUAAAACCCGUUUACCUCUUCCUAAAGUCAAACUUGCUGGGAAAUUAAUAAAAGAGAAGGAGAUAAAAGUGUACUUUCUUGAUUCCAGUAAAAGUAUCCUUGUUUGUCCCCGAGGAAAGUUUACUACUUCGUGGGAAAUAUGCAACCGGCUUGGUGAAUUAAUUGGUCUUUCUCCGCAAGUCCAGGGAUAUUUUUGUUUGUGGGUUACUGAAAGUAUAUUAGAGCUUGCUUUAAAGUUCAACUACGAGCCCUUCAUAGUUCGGAAGCACUACCCAGAAACUACUUUUAGAUUUCUAAGAAGACCUAUAAAAUCUUCGGUGGAACCGGUGUUUGUAUACCGCCGCGAUCCUUUUCUAGACAAGUACAUCGAAAAAGGCAUUACCGAUCCUUGCGCUAUUAAACUUUUAUACGACGAAUGUAGAUUCAAUGUUUUGAAUAACAGGUACCCCAUUUCCGCACGCGACGUAGCACAGCUUGCCGGCCUCGAUAUGCAGCUUAUAUUUGGUGACUGGAUGGAGUCUACAUAUUCAGAACAGUUUUUGAGCCAAAGGAAAAUUUUUGAACUCAUACCGAAGUUUAUUCAAGCAAAAAAUGAUGAGAAAACUUGGAGAAGUUUAGUAUCGGAGGCUCAUAAAAAGUACCAAGGAAAGAACGAUGUACUUUUAAUACAGAAACUUUAUAUCCAAUACUGCCAUCAGUUUCCCUUUUAUGGCUGCUCCUUUAUUUAUGGACGCAUAUGUUUUGAUGCAAAGUACAGAGAAUCAAAAGGAGCUAUUAACUCCGCGUUUGGGGACUUCAUGCGAGUUGGAGUCAACUCGGAGGGAAUAUUCAUCAUCGAUCAUGCCAAAAACGAACUGAAGCUCCACCUCGGCUAUUACGAAUUCAACUGGCAAUACUCCGAUAUCGACAAAUUGCUGUAUUUAGAAUUCGGAGACCUGAAAUACUUCAAAACCCUGUUGAUCAUGACCCCACAGGGCGAGUUAAUGGAAGGACUCAUUUUAAGUUUUAUGGAAAUGCAGCUAAUUCGCAACAGAAUCGCGCGUGGUGUUAAGGAAAAUGCCCCUAAAUAAAGAUAAACGUCUAACUUUA
Molecule: messenger RNA, 1335 nt
Organism: Zophobas morio
Lineage: Eukaryota; Metazoa; Arthropoda; Insecta; Coleoptera; Tenebrionidae
Product: FERM domain-containing protein 8-like
Exons: 17
Coding region: 24-1316 (430 amino acids)
Cellular component (GO): cytoskeleton; plasma membrane
Source: RefSeq, a predicted model, not a curated record